AUGUCUCUCUCCAACAAGCUAUCGAUCGCCGACGUCGAUCUCAAGGACAAGCGCGUCCUGAUUCGAGUCGACUUCAACGUCCCUCUGGACGCCGACAAGAAGAUCACCAACAACCAGCGCAUAGUCGGCGCACUUCCCACAAUCAAGCACGCCAUCGACAAUGGCGCCAAAGCUGUCAUCCUCAUGUCCCACCUUGGCCGACCAGACGGAAAGCCAAACGCAAAAUACAGCCUCAAGCCGGUUGUUGCCGAGCUGGAGAAGCUCCUUGGCAAGAGCGUCACCUUCACCGACGACUGCGUUGGCAAGUCGGUCGAGGAUACCGUCAACAGCGCUAGCGGUGGCCAAGUCAUCCUACUAGAGAACCUACGCUUCCACGCCGAGGAGGAGGGUAGCUACAAGGACGAUGAUGGCAAGAAGCAAAAGGUAGACAAGAGCAAGGUCGACGAGUUCAGGAAGGGCUUGACUGCUCUGGGUGACGUCUACAUCAACGACGCUUUCGGUACUGCUCACCGCGCGCACAGCUCCAUGGUCGGUGUCGACCUUCCACAAAAGGCCUCUGGCUUCCUUGUCAAGAAGGAGCUUGAUUACUUCGCAAAAGCUCUCGAGGAGCCCAAGCGACCUUUCCUCGCCAUCCUCGGUGGUGCAAAGGUCUCCGACAAGAUCCAAUUGAUCGACAACCUGCUUGGCAAGGUCAAUAGCCUGAUCAUCUGCGGAGGCAUGUCCUUCACCUUCAAGAAGACUCUUGAGGGCGUCAAGAUUGGUGACAGCUUGUUCGAUGAGGCUGGCAGCAAGACCGUCAAGGACCUUGUCGAGAAGGCGAAGAAGAACAACGUCAAGAUUGUGCUCCCCGUCGACUACAUCACUGCUGAUAAGUUUGACAAGGACGCCAAAACUGGCUACGCCGAGGACAAGGACGGCAUCCCGGAUGGUUGGAUGGGUCUCGACUGUGGAGAGAAGUCGAUCAAGCUUUACAAGGAGGCCAUCGAUGAGGCGCAGACCAUCCUCUGGAACGGUCCUGCUGGUGUGUUCGAGUUCGACAAGUUCGCCGCUGGUACCAAGGCGACACUCGACGCCGCUGUUGACGCUGCACAGAGCGGCAAGAUUGUCAUCAUCGGUGGUGGUGACACAGCUACUGUGGCGGCCAAGUACGGUGUAGAAGACAAGCUCUCCCACGUCUCAACCGGAGGCGGCGCGUCGCUUGAGCUGCUCGAGGGUAAGGAUCUGCCCGGUGUCUCUGCCCUGUCAAGUAAGUAA
Messenger RNA from Bipolaris zeicola 26-R-13, 1254 nucleotides. RefSeq lists its product as uncharacterized. The transcript is spliced from 3 exons. Gene Ontology annotation, molecular function: phosphoglycerate kinase activity; ATP binding; ADP binding. Gene Ontology annotation, cellular component: cytosol. The record is from RefSeq and is a predicted model, not a curated record. Lineage: Eukaryota; Fungi; Ascomycota; Dothideomycetes; Pleosporales; Pleosporaceae. Gene Ontology annotation, biological process: glycolytic process; gluconeogenesis. Bases 1 to 1254 code for a protein of 417 amino acids.